AUGGCGUUAUGGAGUGAGGGCUUAUCAGCUUUGAUUCGGGAUGCUAUUGAGCGAGGCAAUUUCCAUGGGGUUCAACUAAAUCGGCCAACUCCUAUUAUUUCACACAUUCUGUUUGCAGAUGAUGACCUUAUUUUCGGGGAAGCUAAGGCUCGGGUGGCUUUGCGAAUCAAGGAGUUGCGUGUUUAUGGUGAGAGUUCCAGACAGAUGAUUAAUUUUGAGAAAUCUGGAAUCUUUUUCAGCUCCAAUAUCAGUGAUGAAAAUCGCAGUGAUGUAAGAAGAGUGCUUGAAGUCAUGAAUGAGACGAAUCCUGAAAAUAUUUGGGUCUUCCUUCUAUUGUUGGCCGAAAUAAAAAAGGGGCUUUUGCUUAUCUUGGAUAGAUUUCGAAGAAGAGUUCGCAACUGGUGUGUAAAAGUCCUUUCGAUUAGAGAAAUAGAGAGUAUCAUGGCAAGGUUCUGGUGGCAGAAAUCAGAGGCUCAGAGAGGUAUCCAUUGGUUCUCUUUGAUGAAAUUAUGUAUUUUAAAGGAUGAUGGAUGGCUUAGGUUUAGAGCAAUGGGGAAAUUUAAUAUCGCUCUACUUGCUAAGCAAGGGUGGCGUCUUCUUGCUAACCCUUCUUCUCUGGUUGGAAGGUUGAUCCAGGAAAAGUACUUUUCUUCAGGGGACUUUUUGAGUUCGAGGCUAGGGGUGAAUCCAUCUUAUAUGUGGCGUAGUAUUUAG
Messenger RNA from Hibiscus syriacus, 714 nucleotides. RefSeq lists its product as uncharacterized. Bases 1 to 714 code for a protein of 237 amino acids. The record is from RefSeq and is a predicted model, not a curated record. NCBI's taxonomy places the organism in Eukaryota, Viridiplantae, Streptophyta, Magnoliopsida, Malvales, Malvaceae. The transcript has 3 exons.